This is a messenger RNA of Eleginops maclovinus (Patagonian blennie), 4039 nucleotides long. Its product is annotated as double-strand-break repair protein rad21 homolog A-like. The record is from RefSeq and is a predicted model, not a curated record. The transcript is spliced from 14 exons. Gene Ontology annotation, cellular component: meiotic cohesin complex. Gene Ontology annotation, molecular function: chromatin binding; protein binding. The coding region runs from base 204 to 2114 and encodes 636 amino acids. NCBI's taxonomy places the organism in Eukaryota, Metazoa, Chordata, Actinopteri, Perciformes, Eleginopidae. Gene Ontology annotation, biological process: sister chromatid cohesion; replication-born double-strand break repair via sister chromatid exchange.
CUCCCACAUCAGCACCACUCUGCAUCCUGCUGAGGUUUUUUACCGUCUAGGGAAAGGGAGAGGACGCCAUCUUGUUUGUUUUAGUCAGAGGAGGGGUGGAAAAACAGACCCAGAGCUGAACGAUCGGCAGAACGAGGAAAUCCCAAAACGGCUUAACGGCCUCCCCAUUCCCCUUUCCCUUGUGGUGAGAAGGUGCUGAGGCGAUGUUUUAUGCCCACUUUGUUCUCAGCAAACGUGGGCCGCUGGCCAAAAUCUGGCUGGCGGCCCACUGGGACAAGAAGCUGACCAAGGCUCAUGUGUUUGAGUGCAAUCUGGAGAGCAGCGUAGAGAGCAUCAUCUCACCCAAGGUGAAAAUGGCUUUACGAACAUCAGGGCAUCUGCUGCUCGGUGUGGUGAGGAUCUACCAUAGGAAGGCCAAGUACUUGCUGGCAGAUUGUAACGAGGCCUUCAUCAAGAUCAAAAUGGCGUUUCGACCAGGUGUGGUGGAUCUUCCUGAGGAAAACAGAGAGGCAGCCUACAACGCUAUCACGCUACCUGAGGAGUUCCAUGAUUUUGACCAGCCACUACCCGAUCUAGAUGAUAUUGACGUUGCUCAGCAGUUCAACUUGAACCAGAGCAGGGUGGAAGAGAUCACCAUGAGAGAGGAGGUGGGCAAUCUCAACCUGCUGCAGGACAAUGACUUCGCUGACUUUGGUAUGGAUGACCGGGAGAUGAUGCGGGAGGAGAGUGCCUUUGAGGUGGACAUCAUGGGAGUGUCCGCCUCCAACCUGCUGCUGGAGGCCGAGGGAGGAGCUAACGCAAUGGAGGACAAAUCCAACCAUCUGGAGUACGAUGACCACUACAAGGACGACUUCGGAGACAACCCCAUGGAGAGCAAUGAGGAAGGCAUGCUGGUCGACAAGCUGCUGAGUAACGAGGAAGGAGACGGCAUCUUUGACGACCCUCCUGCCAUCACAGACAGCAUGAUGAUGCCUCAGGACCACGGAUGUGAUGACGACGACUUUGAUGCUCUCUCAGCGGGAGCCCCAGAUAGUCCCGACUCCGGCCCAACCGAGCCCCUACCAACCAUGGCGGACCAGACAGAACAGACAACCCUGGUUCACAACGAGGAAGAAACCUUCGCCCUGGAGCCCAUUGACAUCACAGUGAAGGAGACCAAGGCCAAACGCAAGAGGAAACUUAUUGUGGACAGUGUGAAGGAGUUGGAUAGUAAGACCAUCCGUGCACAGUUGUCUGAUUAUUCUGACAUCGUCACCACCCUGGACCUGGCACCCCCCACCAAGAAGCUAAUGAUGUGGAAGGAGACGGGAGGAGUGGAGAAGCUUUUUUCCCUCCCUGCUCAGCCUCUGUGGAAUGUUAGGCUGCUUAAGAUGUUUACAAGGUGUCUGACACCCCUGGUGCCAGACGAGCUGAGGCGGAGGAGGAAAGGAGGAGAGGCCGAUAGUCUGGAUGAGUUCCUCAAAGAUCUGGAGAACCCGGAGGUGCCCAGAGAGGAAACAACAGGACAGCAGCAGAGAGACAUCAUGGACCAGACCAUCACGGAAGAAGCUAAUGUUCUGCAGACCUCAGCUGUUGAGGGCAGCAGGACAACGCUAGAUGAGUCGGUCAUGCCCCCCCCAUCCUCCAAACUUGGUCUCAAACACAAAGCCCAGGACACAGAGCCAGCCCUGCCUUUGGGGGCUUUGGACCAUCAGCAGCAGCCGCAGCAGGAGUCCCAGCAGCAGGAGUCAUCCAGUGUGGAUCUGCCUCCGGAGGAAAGCACCAACAUCAGCCAGAUGAUAGAGCUGGACCUGCUCUGCGACAAGGACAAGAAGAAGGACGAUGACGACUCUGAUGAAGAGGAGGAGGCGCAGGGAGGAGACCAGGACCAGGAGGAGAAGAGGUGGAACAAGAGAACCCAGCAGAUGCUCCAUGGCCUCCAGAGGGUAAUGGACAAAACCGGCUCUCAGUCAGUGGGCCUGCUGGAUCUGUGCAGGAACAACAAUAAGAAGCAGGCCGCGGCGAAGUUCUACAGCUUCCUGGUUCUGAAGAAGCAGCAGGCGGUGGAGUUGGUGCAGCAGGAGCCUUACAGCGAUAUCGUAGCUACGCCUGGACCUCGCUUUCACAUCAUCUAGAAAACACUACUUUAGUGUGAAAGGACUGAAAGAAAAAGGUUAUCUUGUGGGAUGUGGAGUGUUAUCUUCUUCCUGCAAUAUUUAAAUAUCAGGCAGUGGUGGGAGCGAAGAUGUCUGAAUAACCAGGUUCGAUUAUUUAUUUUUAGAAAAAAUCCAUAGCAAGGGAGGAUGCAAAUCAAAACAACUGGCACUUUUCUUAUUUAUUUUAUCUAUUUUUUCAUUUUUUAUUGAUAAGCAAAUCCCCUUAUAUAUUAUUAAAUUCUAUCCCUUAGAAGAUGUUGUGUUGCACUGGCAUGGAACUCAAGUUAAAAUGUGUCUAGUGUUAGAUAUGUUUAUGGUGCAAGUGAUAACUCAAUCAACCCUGUUACUUGGAGACUCAUCUGUCCCAAGACUGCAGGAACAAAAGUUCUCAUGUACACUGACAUUAGCCAAAAAAGCAUGCACUAUACCCAGAGUCUGCAGGAGAAUAUUUAAACAGUUACUACAGUAGUGAGACUCAACCAGCAAACAUUCAUGGUAUGACUGUAGUGUAGCACUUUAAGCACUGCAAACUUCCAGUUGUAGCCUAGAUUUUACAAAUGCGUGGCUUGCAUCUUCAACUAUAUGCACAAAACUAUAGUUGUGUCCCAAAGCAAUACUUAAUACUAAUUAUAUUUUAGAUUGAGGCGCUGUGGCACACGAUUGUCCAAAAUAGUGAUGCUGAAAAGAAAAGGACACUCAUACAUCAUACUAGAAAAAUUACACUAUAAAUGUUGUAUUGUACAUACUGCAUAUAACUAGUAUCUACUAUGGAAUUGGGACACAGCUUUGGUUUAAACCUAUAGAUGAUGUAAACAAUAGUGGCCGGCCAUAUUUGCAUGCUCAGUCUUGACAUGUAUUGCUGUAUUUGCUCCAGAAAUUAACAUGUUUAUUACAGUGUUGCCCUCAUAUUCCUAAAAGACUUGAAGUUUGUGAACGACUCCAUUUAUCCUGUUUCCUUUUUAUGUAUAGAUAUUUAGUUACAACUGUACAAGAAACAGUUAAGGAUAACUUCUGACUAAAUCAAUUAGAUACUUGUUCAAUAUUAAUGUAUAUCAAUAGAACAUUUUUAUUCUCUCAAGUGAUUAAUGACACAUAAUCAAGAUGUCUAAUUGGACAUAUUUAUUUCAAUUAAAAGCCGUUGGAAUCACACAUCAUACUGUAUAUUUCCUUGUGACCACACGUAUGCUUCUACGAAGACAGCUAAAUGCAUUGUUUUUUAUAUCUACUUCCAUAUAAACCGUAUAUGAUGUAAUGUCUGAGUGUAUUCUUAACCUUAAACCUGCAUUUUUAUUUUGUAAAAAAGCCAAGACAAAUCUUCCAUGACUCAAAAAUAUUGCUAUGUUUCUGAGCAUAUUUCAGUCCUGUGCCUGUAAGUCCUUAGUCUUGAAACUGUUGCAACAUUUUUCAAAAUAAAAAACAUACUGUGAACAGUAUUUUAAAAUGUUAUUGUGUGAAAAACAUUGCUUCAUUCUAAUAACAUCAGGAAAACACACUACAGCAAGUAUCAUAUAUUUUACAUUGUGGAACUUUAUAUAUAAUCAAUGAAAGAAACAAAUGGAUAAAGUCUCUGUCUUCCUGCUAUACUAUGCAUUUGUAACCGCAGGAGCUGACAAGUUGUCUCCUCCCUCCGUCUUUCGUUUCUUGUUCCUAACUCUUUUCUUCUUCUCCCCCUGCUCCCCUGUCUUCUUUGGUGGUGUCGGCCCCCCUUUCUUCUUUUUCUUCAGGCAGCUCAGAGGGUUAGGAUUGCUCUGUUUCCUCUUCCUCUUUUUUCCCCGCCUCUCUCCGUCCUGCUGUGCGAUGCCCUUUCCUCUUUCAGGCUGCGGAUGCUCUGCUGCUGUGCCGUGCUGACCAGCUCUCCCAGCGAGACAGCCUUGACGUGAUCGAGGGACGCCUGGCAGGGCUUG